AUGUAUAGCUCUCCAUUCAACUCAUUUCAAGGUUCAUCAUCAAGUCCUGUGAUGGAGCAAAAUAAUGAAGACGUCGAACAAUUGAACUAUAACGAAGAAAGAGCUGAUGAGAUGAGUGAAGAAGAGAUAGAAAUGAUAGAAGAUGAGGGCAAUGAAGGAGGACAGAAAGUAGAUGGAGAUGAAGGAGCUGUGCAAGAUGGUCUUGGUCAACUUGGUGGUGUGAUUGAUGUUGUUAGAGAAAGGAUAAAGUACUUGAACAAUUCUGAAUCUAGGCUUCUUGAAUUUGCUAAAAUUAAAAAACAGCUUCAGUUGCCCUCUAGAAAGCUAAUUUUGGACUGUCCAACAAGGUGGAAUAGCACAUAUUUGAUGUUAGCUUCGGGCUUAGAGUUCAAGGAUGUCUUUCCAAGAUAUGCAAACAUUGACCCCAGAUUUCACUAUGUUCCUACUGAUUUUGAGUGGAUGAAGUGGAAGAAGAUUAAAGAGCUUUUAAAUAAAAAAGCUCUUGACCCUUAUGAGCAUAUUCGAGCUAUGGCUGGAAGUAUGUCUGCUAAAUUUGAUAAGUAUUGGAGGGAAAGUAAUGUGCUGCUAUCUUUGGGUGCAAUUUUGGAUCCGAGAUACAAAAUGUUUCUUAUUAAUCAUGCUUUUCCGGUGAUUUAUGGUGAGGAUGCAGCUCCUAGAUUCAUGGCUGAGAUUAGAGACAUUCUUUAUGAGUUUUACAAUGAAUAUAUUGAUUGUCACAUUGUUUCCCAUUCUGAACAACAACAGAGGCAGGUUGUAAAAAGGAGACAAAAUGAAGGUUCUAGUUUUUCUAGUAAGAAAGCUAGUAAAAUGACUGGACCAGCCAUUUUAACUGGUAAAGAAAAGUUUCACAUGCAUGUGAGUGAAAUUGACAGGGCUCCAUCAGAAAAAUCAGAUUUGGUUGUUUAUUUAGAGGAAAGUAGGUAUGCUUGUGAUGCAAAUGCGAAUCUGGAUGUUUUGGCUUGGUGGAAAGGGGAAAGAUUGAGAUUUCCUAUCUUGUCGAGGAUGAUUGUCGAUAUACUCUCCGUUCCUAUUACAACUGUGCCUUCAGAAUCUACCUUCAACGCCGGAGGUAGAGUAAUUGAUGAUCAACGAGCUUCUAUGUCAGUUGAGACAGUGCAAAUGUUGCUUUGCGGCAACGAUUGGAUCCGCAGUCUUCAUGACCUAAAGAAUAAGUCUCGCAUAAGUAAUUGA
Molecule: messenger RNA, 1212 nt
Organism: Coffea eugenioides
Lineage: Eukaryota; Viridiplantae; Streptophyta; Magnoliopsida; Gentianales; Rubiaceae
Product: zinc finger BED domain-containing protein RICESLEEPER 2-like
Exons: 3
Coding region: 1-1212 (403 amino acids)
Molecular function (GO): protein dimerization activity; DNA binding
Source: RefSeq, a predicted model, not a curated record